Saccostrea cuccullata (small rock oyster) is the source of this 5949-nucleotide messenger RNA. Its product is annotated as folliculin-interacting protein 1-like. NCBI's taxonomy places the organism in Eukaryota, Metazoa, Mollusca, Bivalvia, Ostreida, Ostreidae. Gene Ontology annotation, cellular component: cytoplasm. Gene Ontology annotation, molecular function: ATP binding; ATPase inhibitor activity; protein-folding chaperone binding. The record is from RefSeq and is a predicted model, not a curated record. The coding region runs from base 28 to 5271 and encodes 1747 amino acids. The transcript has 39 exons.
UAACUUUGAUCCUGUAGGAAAAUAAAAAUGAAUGUGAAAGAUGAAUAUGACAAGCAGUUUUUAAACCAAUAUCAGACAUUGUUGUUUUCUGACAAACUGAGAAAUGGCACACCCGCAGAGAAAGCUGACAUAUAUCGCAGUCUCAUGGGACAACUUCAACUUGCACAGAAGCAUGGAAGGCUUUCCAGUGAAAGUCAUGAGCUUCUUAGAAAAGAAUACUGGAGACCAUACACAGCCAUUAUGGAUACCCACAACACAGAUCAAGGUUUAAACAACUUUGCAGAAGGUGCAUUAUCAAUCUGCAGUAAAUACAGAAAUGAAAGCCAGAAAUGGAGGAGUUCUUUGUCCCUGGAGAAAAUCAAAGAAAUGGACUGUUACAAGACUUACCUAGCCAAUGUCAAGGCUAAAAAUGAGCAGUUACUACCAGAAAGCAAGCAGUCACAGGUCCUAAUGAAGUCCAAGAAAACAAUGGUAGAUUUUAGUGCUAAAGCUUCCGUACAAAGUCAGGGAAGAUCGACAUUCUCAAUGUCCAGUGCAAAAGUCAACAGGGAUCUAAUGGAGACUUUAGCAGUAUUUCUAAUAGCAGCUGCAAAAGUCAACAGGGAUCUAACGGAGACUUUAGCAGUGAUUCUUAUAGCAGCUACAAAACCACAGAAAUCUUUAACACAUGAUGAUUAUAGUAAUGCACCAUCAUUGAAAAAUUUAUCUUCUCUAGUGCCAAACCACGGGAAUGGAUAUUCUUAUGCAGCUCAGGCCAGACCUGAUAGUUCUAGCAGGGAUUCAUUGCAUGUAGGGAUUGGCAGAAAUCAGAACACUCAAGACAAUGCCAGAAUGUUUGAAAAUGGUGCUAGACAGUUUGCUAACAGAAAACCCCUGUUUGGAAAUGGAGGGAAAAUGUAUGGAGAGAGAGAAAAUAACCAGCCUUUUGGAAGACAGUUUGGAGAAGAGAGGUCAUUCCAGAACAGAAACUUGAGAGAGGAAGCUGUCUCCUUGAAGAGGCCAUUUAUGGAUGAAGAGGAUGAAAGAUUUGGCAGUGGGGAACAAAACAAUGUACCUCACUUUUCUGGCCCAUUUAGAACAGCCAAAGAACAACUAAAUAUCGACAACCAGAAAAAAUAUGGCAGAGGGCGCGGUCAGGUGUCCACUGCAUCCUACGGGGCCACCAAAAAGUCAUUAGGACCUAGACGAGGGACAAGCAGUAAAUUUGUGCCCCCUGUGAUGAACAGGGAAGAAAAUGAAGAGAAUGAAGAUGUUGGAAUAAAGGCCAUCACAAGAUCAGUGCUUGGUAAGAAUGGAGAGAAGAAUGAAGAGGUGACAGAUGAACGACUGAAAGGAAUAGAGCCCAAAAUGAUAGAACUUAUCAUGAAUGAGAUAAUGGACAAUGGCCCUCAGCUGUCCUGGGACGAUGUAGCUGGUCUAGAGUUUGCAAAAAAGACCAUCAAAGAAAUUGUGGUGUGGCCAAUGUUACGUCCUGAUAUUUUUACUGGACUUAGAGGUCCACCAAAGGGUCUGUUGUUAUUUGGGCCACCAGGCACUGGCAAAACUCUUAUAGGUAAAUGUAUUGCCAGUCAGUCCAAAUCUACCUUCUUCAGCAUCAGUGCCUCAUCCUUAACCUCUAAAUGGGUAGGAGAGGGAGAGAAGAUGGUGAGGGCGAUGUUUGCCGUCGCACGCUGUCACCAGCCGGCCGUAGUGUUCAUAGAUGAAGUGGAUUCACUUCUGUCCCAGAGGUCGGACGGCGAGCAUGAGGCCUCCCGCAGAAUCAAGACAGAGUUUCUCAUACAACUGGAUGGUGCUGCCACACUGUCUGAUGAAAGAAUUCUGGUCAUAGGAGCUACCAACAGGCCCCAGGAAAUAGAUGAAGCUGCCAGACGAAGAUUUGUGAAGAGACUUUACAUCCCCCUCCCAGAAGGGGAGGCACGUAAACAGAUCGUCCUUAAUCUUCUGUCCCAGCAGAAAUAUCAGCUGACGGCGGCCGAGUUAGAGGCCAUUCAACAAAAGUCUGAAGGCUACUCGGGGUCUGAUAUGUCCUAUCUGUGUAAGGAGGCAGCCCUGGGUCCCAUCAGAUCCAUGGCCUUUGGGGACAUUGAAAACAUCACAGCUGACCAGGUUCGGCCAAUUCUGUAUGAAGAUUUUGAAGCAGCCUUUCAUCAAGUUAGGGCCAGUGUUUCUGAAAAAGAUUUGGACCUGUAUUCGGAAUGGGAUAAGACAUUCGGAAGUACCUGUGCCAAAGUGAAAAUGGCAUUACUAAAAAUUUUUCAGAAUCGUAAAAUAGGAAGAAAUUCUGGUCUCUUCAGCAAAUAUUCAGAAAGAGGGAAAGAAUGGAAGACCCCUGACUUUGAUCCAUCGUUGACAAGGUUACUGAUUUACAGCGAGGUGGAUGGAAAUCGCGUCAUUCUGUUCGACUCUAACUCUGUCAUCAAUUAUGAAGAUAAGCAACAGAAACCAAAGUGUCAGAGAGGAACAAAAUGUCGGAGGAAAAAUCCAGGGAAUUCAAGUCCCACCACAACAGGAGAGAGUACCUGUCAUCGUUAUCAGCCAAAAUAUCAGCUCACAAAACCAUGCUCUGACUGUAAGAAGUUGGAGGAGGUGGUGUUUGGUAGUGUGGGAAUGGCUCAGAAGGGGACCUCACUCAAAGUACAUUUCUUGUGGUCACAGAUGUUACUGACAAAAGUCUUCAUUCCAACAGCUCCCAAACAAGAGUCCUUUAGCAGUGACCUAGAUUUUAAUCAGAGUUCCCCGAGUCAGGGGGAUCAGUCCAGCCCCAAACUUAUAUAUCACCCCGAGAAAUCCCCAAGUAUUGCUCAGAGUAUCCCGGUUGAUGUCCCCUCCACACGAGACAGAAUCGCCACCUUUGAUAUUUACGACAGAGACAGUGGCUUAGCUUCAUUGACCUCAAGUGGGAGUUUCCAGACCCCCUUCCCGUCCCCCAGCAGUAACGCCAGCAGCUACAGCAGCCUACACCGCCGGUGGAUGAGAAGUGUCCACACCUCUAUCGAGGGAUGCAUCAAGAAACGCAACUCCCACGAUAAUCUAGUCGCUCAAGAUACCUCACUAGGCCCUCAGCCAGGCUGUAGGAAAAGAAGAAGUAAGCUCGCGCUGGGCAUUGUGUUUGGGAGUGACGAAAAACAGAAUCAGGAAGACAACCUGCUAUUCCAGAAUUUCUUCUUCUCUCAUAUUACAUUGAUAGAGGGUCACCUUGAACGAUUAAAAAUGGAGGUUGAAAAAGCGUACGGCACAAAACAAAAGUUUGUGGAUAUCGUCAUGGAGGCUUUGGAGACAUUCCGAAGGGACAUUAUGGAUUUGUAUACCUCUCCACGGCUGAGUGAACCUGUGUGGCAGAGCAUGAUGUCACACCCCAGUUACCGCUACCAGAUCUGUGAGAACUUUAUGAAGGAAUUGGUCACUCUCAUCAACAAGUUUGACAGCAAGAAUAAUGAAUUUUUUAUGAGUACUCUUGUGACAGCUGUGUUGACACAUCAUCUGGCCUGGGUUCCCACGGUUACACCAGCGGGGGGAACUCCCUCCAAGACCUACCUCCACAAUCAUUCUGCUAAAUGGUUGGACACAUUAGCGAAGACCCAUCCUUAUAAUCCACUCUGGGCUCAGUUAGGGGAUAUGUAUGGUGCUAUUGGCUACCCACUGAAAAUAGCCAGGACAAUUAUUGUAGGAAAAAAGGCAGAUCUUGUCAAAAAGAUUCUGUACGUUUUGAGUUACUUUAUACGCUGCAGUGACGUUCAUGAGAAUGGUGAAGUCGGAACACUAGAAUCGUUUCUAGAUGAUGUUAGCAUAGAAUCUCCAGAGGAAGAUAAAACUCCCGUCCACGAGGGAUUUAAGUUUCCCUCCGUCUCUGACGAGAAAUUACAGACAGGGUUUCAUAUAAGCAAUUCUGUGAUAUUUAACACUAGUUCACCUGAUAUUCAAAACGGUGCAGAAAUCAAAAAAUGUGUUGAUAGGUAUGAUCUGAAAUUAGAUAUCCAAGGGCAGCAUUGCUCACAUGAGAAUGAAAGUGGGAAAAGGAACAGAAACCAGACGGAAUUGUCGGAGGUGAAUCAGGACGAGGGAUAUUGCUCCAUCGUGCAGUCAGACGAGAGUGAGAAGAUUAGGUGUAGGUUAUCAACGGACUGUGUCGUGGAAAAUGUUCCUGUGGAAAAUGUUAUGAAUGUGAACAGAGCCGCUGUGUGUCGGACUAGUGAAGUGAACGAGAAACUCCUCAAACCUGCCAAAUCUAGUUCUGUGCUUUCAUCUAAGUUUAGUAAUGAUGUAACGUUGGAGAAGAAGCCUUCAACAGCUGACAUCAAACACCAGUUCCUGUCAGAUAGAAGUGACAGUAUGUUUAAUGAGUACUUUGAGGAUGAUAGUAUAGUGACAAAAACAAUUGAUGAUGUGCCUUUAGAACAGCGAGUUAUUCACCCAGCAAAGAGGGAUAUUGUCAUGUCUCAGUCAUUGGAAUGUUUAACAGAAUCCUCCGACAACGACACACAUCAGAGACGACUCGGAUCAGUGGGACAGUCGGCAAGGCCCAAGUUAUUCCCCCUCUCCCGGCAGAUGAGUUCAGAUUUCUCCAAACCCUCCACAUACAAUCCCGGUCGCUGCAGAUCUGUAACGCCUACAGAAUUAAACAGGCGCCGGCAUCUCUCCUCCACCAGUAGUUUUGAUUUUGAUCACAUGGAUCCUCUUGUUCAUUUUAAGGAACUUUCAAUGCCAAGCAUUAUCAGUGAGAAGAAUAGCAGCAGUAAGAUGUUUGAUAGGAACUUUGGUCGGUCUCUCCUGGCCGAGUAUUCCGACCAUUAUUUGUCUAAUUUCGUCCUGCAUGGUACAUCUGACAAUAACUUUAAAGAGAAACUUGUACGGGAUCUCCACAUGGCAACUCAGCACUCUGUGUUAGAUGAACCAAUAACUGAGGCCGUGUUUAUUGUAGCGGAUACAGACAAAUGGUCUGUGGACAUUACCAGCAGUAAGACCCCCGAUCAGCCUCCAAAAGUCAGUCGUGUGGUCGCCUCCCAACUCGUGUGCAAUAUGAUGGAUGCUGUCCAACAGCUACAUCGCCUCAAAAUGAGCUCCGAAUUCUGCUUGAUGCACCUAGAAGACAGACUGCAGGAAAUCUAUUUUAAGAGUAUUAUGCUUGCUGAAUACUUAAGAGAGAGUAAAAACCCAGGUCAUUGUGACAUCAAAGAAAUGACCAAAUUACUCGGGUUUGAUAAUGGAGAUUUGCCACUACUGGUGGCCAUUGCAGGGACACACUCCUCGCAGUUGACCCUGGGAGACCAAUGAUUUAGGACCCACCCACGCCAAACACCCCCCACAUAUCAGGCAGCAGGAGUGAUUCAAAAUCAGAUACAGUAAAAUUCAGUUAUAACGAAGUCACUGGGACCUAUGAAAUUACUUCGCAAUAUCCGUAAUUCAUUAUAUACAUAUAAGGAAUUCGUGAAAUUUAUGUAACUUGGGAUCCAAAAGAACUUCGCCAUAUCCAUGAAUUCUCAAUAUCGGUGUUCGUACUAAACGAGUUUUACUGUAACAAGAGGCUGAUCUCAGAUUCAAUAUAUCAUUAGUCUUAUUUGAUUUUAAGGUGUUCAGUGAAUGAUACUGGUGCCAUAAUGAAUGUUCAUAAAAAGGAAUGAGUAAUCUAAUUUAAAAUGAUUGAGAGUGAAAAAAAAAUUGUAUUAAAAUCAGGGAUAUUUAUGCCAAUAAUAUGUGAUAUAUUUUGCCUGGAUUGUUAAUUUCCCUUAUGCUUUAAUUAAGCAGACAGUUUAAACAAUUAUGGUCUGAUUUAUACACGGACACUUCAUCGAUUGAUUUAAACUUGUAUAUGUUAAGAUGCAAUCUACAUGCUUUAGCCUAUUUAGUUACAAUAUCUGUACUUACAUGUAAAUGCCAAUAGACAGUGAAGCUUAAAGCUUUGCCAGUUUUUAUGUCAAAAUCAAUGUAUCGAAUAAAAUCUUGAAAUUUGAA